Messenger RNA from Hordeum vulgare subsp. vulgare (domesticated barley), 1215 nucleotides. RefSeq lists its product as uncharacterized. The record is from RefSeq and is a predicted model, not a curated record. The coding region runs from base 48 to 1163 and encodes 371 amino acids. Lineage: Eukaryota; Viridiplantae; Streptophyta; Magnoliopsida; Poales; Poaceae. The transcript is spliced from 8 exons.
CAAGGGCAGCGAGUUCACUUCCCAGGUCACAAAGCCCAUCCACCAUAAUGCUCCGCCGCCCCCGCCUCCUGCGUGACGUCUCCUCGCCGGCGGCGUCCUCUCUCCGGCGAGCCUUCCGCUCGGCGGCCUCCCUGGAAGCCAUCCUCUCACACUCCCACCCAUCCAAGACCUCCUCCUCCGAGGACCAGGAGGACGCCGCCCACCUAGCGCUCUACAACUACCCCACCUUCGCCGGCGCCUACUCCGCGCUCGCCGCUGACCUCUUCCACCGCCGCCUCCGCCGGCGCCUCCUCGUCCUCCCCUUUUCCUCCGUCGAGCCCUUCAGAGCGGAGGACUUCAAGGGUGCCGGGUUCCAAUCUUGCUAUCUUUUGGAUUUCGUCGGUCCGAGGAAUUUCGCGUUGGAGCUCUCUCGAUUCAUCCCCAGUAUUGUGGCAUUUGAUCACCGGCAAAGCACACUAGCAAGGAUCCCCCAGUUGGGUCGAUGCCCGACUAACCUUGACCUCCGCAUCGACACGUCAAAGAGCAGUGCCCGAGCUGCAUUCGAUUAUUUCUCCAAUAAGCUUACAUUGGAAAACCCCGAUUCCGAGACAUGUGAGAACCUGUUGAGCCAAGAAGAUGAGGAGCGGGUUUCAAAUGUUGUCAAAUAUGUAGAGGAUGCUGAUCUGCGGCAAUGGCAGCUGCCCGGUAGCAGAUCAUUUCAUACAGCUCUCAGGGAUGAGCGUGCAAAGUUAAAUUGUGUCAGUAAUCCUCAGGUUUUUGAGCAGCUAAUGCAACUUGAUGUUAGCGAUCUGCUUGCUAGAGGGAAUUUAUUAGCUCAAAAUCGUCUAGGGGCUGCAAGGAAGCUCAUACACAAUCCUUUCAAGAUUUAUCUCGGACGGGGGUUAUAUGGUGAAUGCCUUGCAAUCAGAGCCGACGGGGAUUCAAAGGUGAGCCAUGAAAUCGGUUUGGAGUUGAGCAAGAUGAGUGCUGGCGCCGGAUUAAGACCAAUUGGAGCAGUGGUCUUUAUGCAACGCGGACUGUUGAAGAUCUGCUUGAGGACUACAGACAAUACAACCAAUACAGCAGAGAUCGCCAAGGCACAUGGUGGGGGUGGAAAGCCGAGCUCAAGCUCUUUCGCACUAAGGAUGGACGAGUUCAGCGCCUGGACAAGAGAGAACACAUGAACCGGCCUUGGAAUGCUGGAAGGCAUAGUUGCAAGGAAGAUGUGAAAAAUGA